UCUUGUUAGACGGAGUUCUUUUUGACCAGGACACGUCUUUUGUCUUGUUAGACGGAGUUCUUUUUGACCAGGACACGUCUUUUGUCUUGUUAGACACAGUAAGACACAUAUCAUGAUGCUCGCUCCACCACUUCACAGUGAACGUGUGACCCAAACACAACAAGCUUGCUGUCAUCAGUCCACAACAUGCUGGAGCAUUUCUCUCCAGUCAAUGUGUUGAAUUGUAACCUCUGUUUUUCAACAACUCUGUGGGGGCCAGGUUUAGUGGCCCCCAGGUCACCUGAGUUUGAGACCCCUGUGUUAGACUUAGACUGUAGUUUAACCAUUACAAUUACAACUACACUGUUUGGACAUUCUUUGAACAUUUACUUUUAAGAAGUUGUUUUUCGAUCAAAAUAAAACCACAUCUACCGCGGCCGAACUGGUGACGUCACUUCCGGUCACUGUGUGCGUGUGCAGUGACGUAUGAGCUGAGUUUGUGUAACUCCAACACUAGAUGGCGCUGCUAGACGUUCAGUAGACUGUCGGCCGCCGUCAACACAACAGAAGAAGAAACGGUCGCCGUGGAGAGUUGUUGACUUCCGGUGUGUCGUUGACUCUUCACGUGGAGAGAAAGCGGCGUUGACACGUUUCUCUGUGUGAACGGAGCAAAACACGCACGAGAACAUGACACAGUUGGACAGUGUAGUGAAGCCCAAGACAAAGCGCUCUAAGCGCUUCUUAGAGAGCAGAGCUCCAAAGCUGACUGAGGACGUGAAGACUGCCAUGAUCAUGAAAGGAGGGAACACCAGUGAGACUGUCACCAAGGCUCUCAAAGACAUACAUUCCCUGAAGAAGCCCAAUGCUGUGCUGUACAAAAAAAAGAACAUAACUCGACCGUUUGAAGACUCUACAUCACUGGAGUUUUUCUCGAAGAAGACGGACUGUUCUUUAUUUCUGUUUGGCUCUCACAACAAGAAACGGCCCAACAACUUCAUAUUUGGUCGUCUCUUUGACUUCCACGUGCUUGAUAUGAUUGAACUUGGAAUUGAGAAGUUUGUUUCACUGAGUGAGAUAAAGGCAAAUAAGUUUCCCGAGGGGACGAAACCCAUGCUUGUGUUUGCGGGCGAGGUCUUUGAUACAGACGCUGAGCACAAACGUCUGAAGAGUCUCCUCAUCGACUUCUUCAGGGGCCCCACUGUGCCUGCAGUCCGUCUGGCAGGGUUAGAGCAUGUGCUGCACUUCACGGCACUGGACGGCAAGAUAUACAUGCGCAGCUACAAGUAAGGAAUUGACAUUUACUAAAAAUGGCAGCACUUGUGUUUGAAGUCUUAUCUGCAACCUCUGGACAGACGGAUAACAAGUGAGGACAGGUGA
This is a messenger RNA of Solea senegalensis (Senegalese sole), 1356 nucleotides long. It is a transcript of the gene rpf2, whose product is annotated as ribosome production factor 2 homolog. The record is from RefSeq and is a predicted model, not a curated record. Gene Ontology annotation, molecular function: rRNA binding. Gene Ontology annotation, cellular component: nucleolus. NCBI's taxonomy places the organism in Eukaryota, Metazoa, Chordata, Actinopteri, Pleuronectiformes, Soleidae. Bases 667 to 1266 code for a protein of 199 amino acids. Gene Ontology annotation, biological process: maturation of LSU-rRNA from tricistronic rRNA transcript (SSU-rRNA, 5.8S rRNA, LSU-rRNA); ribosomal large subunit assembly. The transcript is spliced from 7 exons.